AUGACUGACGAAGGUCGACCGCUCAACCUGGAAGAGGGCCUGAUCAUUUACAAGGACACCACUCCCGAGACUGGGAUUCUUGUUUGGAGUGUCCAGAACCGUCGCUUGCCGUUCCUUCACGGGUGGGUCUUUUCUCGCCGCUAUCCCCUCGCCGCCCUUGUGCCCCCGCGUGCCGUCGAGCGGUCAUUGCGCUCUCCCAUCGAAAGAUACGCCACCAUGGUUCCCUGGACGUUCGACCCACGCCGCAUGCGGCGCCAAGACCCCGGCCCACCCAACGACUUCCCCUUGACAAAGCGCCGCUCUAUCAUGCUCUACCUCGGCAUUGGGGACGCUCUGUACCCACAAAGGGUGUACAUGGACAACAGCAUCUAUGCCCUCAAGGUGAGAGGGAAUCUCGCCAACUGCUGA
This is a messenger RNA of Trichosporon asahii var. asahii CBS 2479, 408 nucleotides long. RefSeq lists its product as uncharacterized. The transcript has a single exon. Lineage: Eukaryota; Fungi; Basidiomycota; Tremellomycetes; Trichosporonales; Trichosporonaceae. Bases 1 to 408 code for a protein of 135 amino acids. The record is from RefSeq and is a predicted model, not a curated record.